AUGGAGCAACAAGCAGCCGCAAGUACGGCCGCUGUGUGCCAAGAAAGCAGAGAGGAUCCUCGGCUGCUUGGCCGCCGAAACCUCGAUGGGCGGCAACAGCAACGGCAGAAAGCUCGCAUGGAGGAGCUUGCAGCAGAAGGAAGGAAAGCAGCUGCCGACCACAAGGCAGCCGAGAUUCGACCGGGCUGGUCCCGGGCCUUGCGAGAGGCGAAAGUGCGAAGCACAGCCUGCAAAGACUCUGAGGUGCUGGGUGCCAUCCAUGAAGGCAGCCGAGUGCUAGUGGCAGAAGUGCGCGGCAAAAAGGCCCGCAUCCAACAGCCGCUCUCUGGCUGGAUUGCUUUGUCAAAGCACACAGAGCCCGUGCUGGAGCAGGAGUCAUGCCAGGUGCAGGAAGGCGAGCUCGCAUCGUCUUGGGUGGUCAGCCACGUGUUGGCACGUCUUUCGGAGCCGGCGCAGCAAGCUGAAGAGCGGCCGCUGCUGACUGCAAGCUUGCCGGAGGCACCAGCUGAGGAGAACGUUGACCAUGAUGCCGACGUGGACUCAGAGGUGGAACCGCCAGACACUCCCAUGACGACUCCUGAGGCUUCCGGAUCUGCAUCUCAGCCUGCCAGAAGCUGGUGGGCCACGCUGCGCCAAGCUCUGAGGAGCGCCUUCCGCUGUGCCGGCUGGUGUAGAGGAUGA
This is a messenger RNA of Symbiodinium sp. CCMP2592, 681 nucleotides long. NCBI's taxonomy places the organism in Eukaryota, Dinophyceae, Suessiales, Symbiodiniaceae. The record is from the annotation of a GenBank genome assembly.